Messenger RNA from Lethenteron reissneri (Far Eastern brook lamprey), 1848 nucleotides. RefSeq names its product eukaryotic translation initiation factor 2 subunit 3. Gene Ontology annotation, molecular function: tRNA binding; translation initiation factor activity; GTPase activity. The record is from RefSeq and is a predicted model, not a curated record. Gene Ontology annotation, cellular component: eukaryotic translation initiation factor 2 complex; cytosol. Gene Ontology annotation, biological process: formation of translation preinitiation complex. NCBI's taxonomy places the organism in Eukaryota, Metazoa, Chordata, Hyperoartia, Petromyzontiformes, Petromyzontidae.
CGCGAUUCCGCCGGCUCUCGCUUGCUGCCGCCACUGCUAAGAUGGCGGGGGAGGAGGGUGGAGGCGCUGCAGGCGUCGUGGUCGCGGCGCGUCUCUCUCGGCAGGACCUGUCCUCCCUGGACGUGGGGAAACUCACGCCGCUGUCACCCGAGGUGAUCAGCAGACAAGCCACCAUCAACAUCGGUACCAUCGGGCACGUGGCCCACGGGAAGUCGACGGUGGUGAAGGCCAUCUCGGGCGUGCAGACUGUGCGCUUCAAGAAUGAGCUGGAGAGAAACAUCACCAUCAAGCUGGGCUACGCCAACGCCAAGGUGUACAAGCUGGAGGACCCCAGCUGCCCGCGGCCCGACUGCUACCGCUCGUGCGGGAGCAGCACACCAGACGAGUUCCCCACCGACAUCCCCGGCACCCGCGGCACCUUCCGCCUCAUCCGGCACGUCUCGUUUGUAGAUUGCCCAGGCCACGACAUCUUGAUGGCCACCAUGCUGAACGGAGCAGCCGUCAUGGACGCCGCCCUUCUGCUCAUCGCCGGCAACGAAUCGUGUCCACAGCCCCAGACCUCGGAGCACCUGGCAGCCAUCGAGAUCAUGAAGCUGAAGCACAUCCUGAUCCUGCAGAACAAGAUCGACUUGGUGAAGGAGAGCCAGGCCCGCGAGCAGUACGAGCAGAUCCUCAAGUUCGUGCAGGGUACGGUGGCGGAGGGCGCCCCGAUCAUCCCCAUCUCGGCGCAGCUCAAGUACAACAUCGAGGUGAUCUGCGAGUACAUCGUCAAGAAGAUCCCCGUGCCCGUGCGCGACUUCAUCUCCGAGCCGCGGCUCAUUGUCAUCCGAUCCUUCGAUGUCAACAAGCCGGGCUGUGAGGUGGACGACCUCAAGGGUGGAGUGGCAGGAGGCAGUAUCCUGCGAGGGGUGCUUAAGGUUGGGCAGGAGAUCGAGGUGAGGCCGGGCAUCGUGUCCAAGGACAGCGAAGGGAAGCUCAUGUGCAAGCCCAUCUUCUCCCGCAUCGUGUCCCUGUUCGCCGAAAACAACGACCUGCAGUUCGCAGUCCCAGGGGGACUCAUUGGCGUGGGCACCAAGAUCGACCCGACGCUUUGCCGUGCCGACCGCAUGGUCGGCCAGGUGCUGGGUGCCGUCGGGGCGCUGCCCGACAUCUACACUGAGCUCGAGAUCUCAUACUUCCUGCUGCGGCGACUUCUGGGCGUGCGCACGGAGGGGGACAAGAAGGGAGCCAAGGUCCAGAAGCUGUCUAAGAACGAGGUGCUGAUGGUGAACAUCGGCUCGCUGUCGACCGGCGGACGCGUCCUGGCCGUCAAGGCCGAUCUGGCGAAGAUCGUGCUCACGAACCCCGUGUGCACCGAGAUUGGGGAGAAGAUCGCGCUCAGCCGCCGCGUGGAGAAGCAUUGGCGGCUCAUUGGCUGGGGCCAGAUCCGACGAGGAGUAACCAUCAGGCCGUCCAUCGAUGACGACUGAGAUCCUGUCGGGAAAGUCGCCCGGCCAGGGGGAUGAUUGGAGGUCGGCAGGGAACCGAUGGCGGAGGCACAUUUCCACCACCCAUGCCCCGGCUAAACCAGGCCGCUGACAAGAACCACAACCGCCACCGCCAUCAUGAACAUCUCCCCACACCAAACACCGUCACGAUCGCUAGAGUCACCACCACCCUCAUGAGAAUCUGCACCACCGCUACAACGGCAGUAUUCCCGGCGUUGCCGCAGUUAACACCCGCACGGCCUACUACAUCCUCGCACUCGUGUCUCGUACUUGUUUGCAGAGCGGAGUAAUACAAUCGAAAGCUUUUUUGUUUUGCAAAUGGUAAAAAAAAACUAAGAAUAAAGUUUAUGCUUUAAGAGGA